ACUCAGGAAGAUCGUUAUAUAUAAACGUUUGAAAUCGAAAAUUUGAAAAAUUCCCGGUAAAGCAAAAGAAGGGGGCCAUGGAUCAAUUGAUAGAGCAACUUUUACAGGGUGAAAUCUUCUGGUAUGAAACUACACAUGCUCCACCUGUUAGCCCAAGUGCUUUUGUGCCAUAUCCAAAUAGACCCAGAAUUGGAAUGGGGUUGCAGACAGCUGAUUGUAACAAUGGAGUGAAUUCUGGGAACAUGAACAAGAGAAUGAUUGAAUUCUUGAGGCAGAGUUGGCCUACAACGACAGGAAUCAAAGACACCGAGAAAGAGAGGUGUUUCCGUCACAUGAUGAAUGAGAGAAUGAGAAGAGACAAGCAGAAAAAAAGCUACUUUGCCUUGCAUUCUAUGCUCCCUCUUGGCACCAAGAAUGAUAAGAACUCAAUAGUUCAAACGGCAAGUAAGAGAGUUCAAGAGCUGCAAUGGCUGAAGAAGGAUUUGGAGAGGAGAAACUACGAGCUGCGGGCAAAUUUUGCGGCGGUGAAUGAGAACCAAAACAAUGAAGGAACCAAGAUUAGUGUAAGGAUAGACAAUCCAAAAGUAUCUGGGAUUGAUUCCAUAUUGGAGGUUUUGAAAUGCUUGAAGACAUUGGAUUCAAAACCCAGAAUGAUCCAGUCGAAGUUUACUAAUCAAGAAUUCUUUGCAGUGAUGGAUAUUGAAAAUGAGAUGAGAGCUGCCCAAGUGGAAAAGGUUGUAAAUAGAGCAUUGCAGGAAGCUGGGAGGAAACUUCAGGAUACACCAAAGGAAAAUCAAACGUGGCACCAAAGAAGAUAGAAAACAGCAUUAGGUCAAUUGACCAUAAACAUAAUGAAAUUGUAGUCGUAACAAUUACUAAAACGUGGGAAAUAUGGGUGAAUUUAGUUUCUAAUCACUGGGCUUGAAUUCUUCUUUAUUUCAAAUAAUUCUCAGUACCUUCUGAAUUUGAAUGGACUUAAUUUUGCUUGAGAUUCUGAUGGAAGCUGACGUAAGAGCAGAGAUCAUCUGCACUCUAGAAUUGAAGUAGUUGUUUUUGUUUUAAUGGGUUUUGGAAAAAAUGGGUCGCAUGACGUAGACAGUUGAAAAAUGCGCGAGAGAUUAGAAAGCCUAGCUCAACUAUUACUACUAUUGUAAUGUUUUGAUCUCUUCAAUCGAUUGCGGCUGUUCAAAAAACUCAUCCUGCAACCCGCCGAGAGAGAAGUUUUUGUGUUCAACAAAAUUGACUGUCUGUAAGCCAUUAUGUUGACAGUUGACAAAUGUCGCCAAUAAUAAUAGAACUAACAAGCCGUUGAGACAUACCAGUUGUCUAGGUUUUCA
Messenger RNA from Durio zibethinus, 1337 nucleotides. Lineage: Eukaryota; Viridiplantae; Streptophyta; Magnoliopsida; Malvales; Malvaceae. The record is from RefSeq and is a predicted model, not a curated record.